GUACUUACUCGCUGUGAGUGCUCCGUAAUUAAACCCGCCUGCCUGCUUGCUCGGAUCAACCACGUUGCCUCCACUUCCUUCCCCCUCAACUAUCAAUAAUAGUAGGAUGGCUAUCUCCCUCACUCUGGGAUCGCUUCCCUCUCCCUCUUAAUCGUUGUCUCCUAUCCUCAUCACCCUUCACCAAUCCACUUUCUCCAGGCAUUUACCGUGUCGCAUGGCUGGCCAGGAUCGGAUUGUCCCUGUUCUUAUCCCUUUGAGCACUUGAGCUCGCACCUUCAGGCUUCCGCGGCGACUGUCCCGAUCCAUCACUUCGACUCCCCUCCCCCCGCUCGACUUGCUGCUGGAUUGCACCAUGGCUCAAGAGGCGUGGUCCGACAUCUGCGUCCAAUGCGUUGAGCUUCUGGUCAAUGUUCCAGUCUCCGUAUUACUUGUCACCUUCGCCGCGACAGUGACUGGUUUCCUUGUGCUAGUCUACACUACCCUCUACGCGGUCGCACCUGUACCACGGAAGCCUUACCCCGAAGAGAAACAAUAUCGAACGCUCACGAAAGAUGGAGCGAUCACGGAACCUCAAGCACUACCUUGUUGGCAAGAUGCGUUGGACGCCAAGAGGCGUCCCGGUCGCACUCUCGAUAACCCUUCCGUGGAGGAACCUGAGCUGUUCCUUUCUCUCGUCGUGCCCGCGUACAACGAAGAAGAUCGUCUCGGGGGCAUGCUGGAAGAGGCUGUGAAUUAUCUGGAACGGAUGUAUGGGACGGUGACCGGCGCCAUUCCGAAUGGCGUGGAUGCCGAUCCAGCGCAGAAGACUUUCCGUCAGCGCAAGUUGGCGAACGGACAUGCCAAUGGCAGUGCGACAUAUCCCCCCGUGCACGACAACAAGGGCUGGGAGAUCAUCAUCGUCUCAGACGGUUCCAAGGAUAAGACGGAAGAGACGGCCUUCACGUUUGCCCGGGACCAUCAGCUCUCGCUGCACCCGAAGGGCUAUUCGGGUCCUUGGACCCCGGGGACGAAAGAGGGUGUCCACAUCCCGCCGGGCACGAUUCGGGUGGUGACCCUAACUGAGAACCGAGGCAAGGGCGGUGCGGUGACUCACGGUAUGAGGCAUGUCCGCGGGCAGUAUGUGGUGUUUGCCGAUGCCGAUGGAGCCAGUAAGUUUGAGGAUCUGGGCAAGCUUGUCGCUGCCUGUCAAGGGGUCGAGGACUCCCUAGGCCGUGGUGUGGCCGUGGGAUCUCGCGCCCAUAUGGUUGGAAGUGAGGCGGUGGUCAAGGUAAGCUUCAUCGUGUCGCCCAUGCACGACUCCAUUUACGAGACUCGCGGAAGAGCUGCUGCUGAUCGGUGAUGACAGCGGUCCAAAUUGCGCAAUUUCCUCAUGCAUUCGUUCCACUUGAUCCUCUGGCUGUUGACCCCAUCCAAGACCGCCACUAUCAAGGAUACCCAGUGCGGCUUCAAACUGUUUACUCGGGCAUCUUUGCC
Messenger RNA from Aspergillus aculeatinus CBS 121060, 1473 nucleotides. Its product is annotated as dolichyl-phosphate beta-glucosyltransferase. NCBI's taxonomy places the organism in Eukaryota, Fungi, Ascomycota, Eurotiomycetes, Eurotiales, Aspergillaceae. The transcript is spliced from 2 exons. The record is from RefSeq and is a predicted model, not a curated record. The coding region runs from base 353 to 1339 and encodes 328 amino acids. Gene Ontology annotation, cellular component: endoplasmic reticulum membrane.